AAUGAAUAUUGGUUUGAUUUUAAUAGCAUGUUUGAGAUGGUAAGAAAGAUUACUUUUUAAAGUUUUCUUUUUUAAAUAAUAUUUUUUUUUAUUAAAAUUUAUUUUUAACAUCAAAACAAUUUAAAUACAUCAAGAAAAUAAAUUUUUUAAAAAUCAUAAUUGAACCACAAAAACAAAUAGAAUAAAUACUAAAAGUCACUCCUCUUCAUCUUUGUUUUUUUUUUUUUUUUUUUUGAAUAAUGCUUGGUUAGUUUCUUCGAGUUUAGUACAGGAGCCUCCAUACAAGAACUCCCUUCACAGCCACACACUUAAGCAUGCUAUUUAUCCGUUUCAACAUGACCUCCCACUCUUAUAGAUAAAGAAGAAACUAGCAAGAGAUCAACAACCCGUCAAACACAAAAAAGAAAAGAAAAAUGAAGCUACAAUUCCACACACAAUUUGUAAGGAUAAGCCUCGUAGUCCUCCAACUCAUAAACCCUUCACUUCAAUGGCCUGAGCCAGAGUACUCAUCAGCCCCAAUUCCUGCUCCAUGGCCUGAACAAUUCCAUGCACUUUUGUAUAUGAACUUGAGCUCAACACACCUCCAAAUCACCAAUCUGUGGUAUGAUUGGCCUAGAGGCCGCAAUGUGAAUAUAAUACAGAAACAACUAUCUGUUUUAUUAUAUGACACGGAGUGGAAUAAUGGGACAACCUUCUAUUACACUUUAAGCGAGCCUCAUAGCUGUCGGAUUAUGGUUAAUGAUGUGGGUAUUCCUAGGCCUGAUUUUCUUGAUGGAGCCGAAUAUCUAGGGACUGCUGUCACUGAUGGGUAUCUAUGCAAUGUAUGGGAGAAGAUCGACACUAUAUGGUACUAUGAGGAUGUUUAUACGAAGAGGCCUGUCAGAUGGGAUUUUAACGAUGGUAUUUCCACUCAUGUGAUAACUUUUGACGUAGGCGCAGUGCUUUUGGAUGAUUCAGUGACUCAAGCUCCUGCAUACUGCUUCAACCAGGAGAUCAAGAACAUGUAAAUUUUAGUUCUAAGGUGGUGCUUCUGCUAGAAGAUGGAGGUGACUUUCCCAGUUUAGUCACGAACAAGGUCACAAGUACGAAUUAUCCAAAAAAGAAAAUGAAAGGGGAGAAAUUGUCUAUUGAUCCACCUCAUUAUCAGUUAUGUAUUUAUAUAUUACAAUUUUAAUUUACCUCUCCUUCAGUA
Messenger RNA from Populus trichocarpa (black cottonwood), 1192 nucleotides. RefSeq lists its product as uncharacterized. The transcript is spliced from 3 exons. The record is from RefSeq and is a predicted model, not a curated record. NCBI's taxonomy places the organism in Eukaryota, Viridiplantae, Streptophyta, Magnoliopsida, Malpighiales, Salicaceae. Bases 414 to 1007 code for a protein of 197 amino acids.